This is a messenger RNA of Aspergillus melleus, 2025 nucleotides long. RefSeq names its product Zn(II)2Cys6 transcription factor. The record is from RefSeq and is a predicted model, not a curated record. The transcript has 7 exons. NCBI's taxonomy places the organism in Eukaryota, Fungi, Ascomycota, Eurotiomycetes, Eurotiales, Aspergillaceae. The coding region runs from base 1 to 2025 and encodes 674 amino acids. Gene Ontology annotation, biological process: regulation of DNA-templated transcription; DNA-templated transcription. Gene Ontology annotation, molecular function: zinc ion binding; DNA-binding transcription factor activity, RNA polymerase II-specific; DNA binding.
AUGAUGGAUAACAUUCGCAAACGCAUCUCGUGCCAACGCUGCCGGAACAGAAAACUCAAAUGUAGCAGGACCUCCCCGUGUAGCGCCUGUACCUCAAGCAGUGCGGAGUGCAUCUUCCGAGUUGACGACGCUCGAAGACGUCCAGUGGGCCGCGGUUACGUGACUGCACUAGAAGAGAAAAUCUCUUCAUAUGAGGCGCUAUUGCGCGAUUUAGAAGUAGCACCGGAUGCUGAGCGCGAUGGAAUCUUGUCCAGGGCUCUUGCUGAUCCUUACAAGCGGCUCGGAGAUGUGGGAGUUCAAUCGACCGACGAUGCGGUUUUUGACUAUACUGGAUCUUCCCGACUUGCUACCAUGUCAAUAUGGUGUGGUCCUCAAGGUGUUCCCUCCUUCUAUGGGCCGACGAGCAUCUACCAGGAAGACAUGACUGCUCCGUACUCCGAGGUGGCGUCGUCGAUAGAUGCGCACCGAUAUCUCGGGCACUGGCAAGAUAUGAGGAUGCAUUUAAAUCUGGGAAUUGAGGAUUCAGCACUAUUCAAGAGCCUCUCUUUGUUCUUCGCCCACCAGCACUCCCAGUGCCCGUUCAUCGAUCCAGUUACAUUUCUGCAGGACUACCUGAAACUCGACCAUGGCGGACAAUACUGGUCUUAUCCAUUACUAUACGCGAUAUGCGCACUAGGGGCAAAAGCAUCGAGCGAUGGAAAUCUCAGAAAGGAUGCACAGCGACUGUGUCACAUCUCGCAGGAAAUGCUAAAUACCCCCAGCCCCGGCAUGCAGUACCCGGAUCUAACAGUGAUUCAAGCCCUGCUUUGCUGCGCGUUCUUCGAACUAUCGGCGGGGAAUCACAGCAAGGGAUGGAUGCUAUCAGGGAUGGCGUUUAGAAUGGUGCAGGAUUUGGGCUUCCACCAGGAUCCUCGAUUUGUGGUGAGAGACGGUGUAGCCGGCAAUACUGCAUCGGUGUAUGAGAUGCGAAGGCGGAUAUACUGGGGCUGCUAUAUAGCUGACAAGAUUAUCAGCCUCUACUUUGGCCGACCCGUGUUCUUACAUGCGGAAGACGCUGCCGUAAAUCCCAUUGAUCUGAUAAUAAUGAUACACCAUGAGGAUUCCUCGUUCGAUGUACCCGAGCUAGAAGCCACAGCUAAUUUUCUCGAAGACCACGCCAUGUUUAUCACCACAUUUACUCAUCUUACCGACCUCUGCACAAUCAUAGAGGACAUCCUUACGCAAAUUUUCUCAGCACGCCUAAUCAAGAAGCCUCGCAAGGAGCUGGUCUUGACCCGCCUCACUCGACUUGAAGACCUCAACAUCCGACUCUUCCGAUGGAACUCCGAACUGCCCCAAACCAUAGCCUGGAAUCAAUGGAAGCCCGCAAGUCACAGUAGUACUAACCCGCAUGUACUACUUACACACGCCUUAUACCACAGCACCCUCAUCGCCCUGAACCGCAACUUCAUCCGCCCAACCCCCGGAUUCGCACGCAAGGAGCAGUCCAAGGAGAUAUGCCUUUCCUCUGCGGAUAACAUCAUCGCUCUAGUGCGGCAGUAUCGAGCGAAAAGCCCGCUUUGCACUGCGCCGGUUGUACUUUUGUACAGUGUCAUCAUGGCAGCGAGUGCGUUGUCGUUCUCUGGUGGGACUCUUGAAGGGGUUUUGGGCUCAGGAGAUGCAUCGAGCAAAAGCAGCAGCGCUGAUGAUAGUCGCGUUUUCUUUGUGUUGAAGGCUCUUGAGGAGUUUGCUGAGGUGCAUCCGGUGGCGGGUUUGGUGGGUCGGCAGUUGAGCAAGGUGUUCAAGAGCGGAGACAGGUCUGAGGCUUUGGCGGCGAUAAAGGGACACGAGACAAAUGUACAAAGAUAUGAUGGGCUUGAAGAUAGGAAUCUGUCGCUAGGAUUUGUGGGAUCUGGACAAGAUGAGACUGCUGGGAUUGCUGGGACUUUAAUGGACGCUGGUGCUUUUGGCUUGAUGACUUGGGAUUUCAAUAAUCUGGAUUCUGGGGAUUUGGGUGAUUUGUUAGAGAAUGAUGGCCUGUACUAG